UACGUCCGAAUCGUAAGUCAUUAGCGAAUAGCGCCAUCUAACGACGUUCUCACACAUAACGUUGUACCGCGAACCGCAUUCACUUUGGUAAUUUUUUUUCGUAGUAGUUCAGUCGCGAGGUUCAUUGGUCGGUUGUGAUGUCUGUGUUUGGUCGCGGAGUGAUGUUCCGAAUUUAAAGUACUUAUAAAAAUCUGUAGUUAUGGUGUAAGUUUAAUUUUUAAAAAGUUGGUGUCAGUUUCGGUAUAUUAUUAAUAUUUUCUCGGUUCAAAAAUCAAUGGGUAACAUCUCGCGUUGUUUCUAAUUAAUUACCUACCUACCUAUUUUUAUUUCUUCGAUGUGUAAAUGCUAGUUAAUUUUGAAAAAUUUCACGAUCACGAUGUCAGAUAACGACAAAUUGAACCACAACUCGGUUGUGAGAAUAGAUCAAGAUUCGGAGACGGAAUUACAAGCUUUGUUCGACUCGGUACUCAAACCAGAUGCAAAUAAACCGCUCACAGUGCCAUAUGCUAUGCGAAAGCUGCCAAAAUCAUUUUUCCAUCCUCCUUCAACCGGUUCUAAAUCUCCAUCGGUAUCUAGCAUAUCUCACAGUCGAGAAAAUUCAGGAGAUUCGGCGUUCGGAACGAUUACAACCGCAGCAGGUCUGCAAAUCAAUCACUCCAGAGCUCACAGUUCUCCAGCCUCCCUGCAACAAACUUACGCUUCGGCUCAACAGCAACAUCAGCAUAGACAUUUGAAACAGAGGAGUUACGAUAUUUCAACGGUCGAUGAACUGGGCCCAUUGCCUGAUGGAUGGGAACAGGCUAGAACCGAAGAAGGGCAAAUUUAUUUUUUAAAUCAUCAUGCAAAAACGACUACCUGGGAAGACCCUCGGAAGACUAACGUGGCGGCCAGCCAACAAUGCCGCAACGCCAUCACUGCCGCCAUCUCCUCGGCUUCUCCCGUCAGUGAUCUCCAUUCCCACACUCAGCAAGGCGGUGGUAAUAAUGCUGGCAUCAAGUUAGUGUCAUCGAAUAGUGGAGCUGGAAGCGGCACAGGCAGCAGUGGCACAUUAAGUCCUGUCGGAAGCGAACCGGCAAUAGGCCCAUUGCCCGAUGGUUGGGAACAAUCGAAUACGGAUGAGGGCGAAGUGUACUUCAUAAAUCAUUUAACUCGAACCACUUCUUGGUUCGAUCCUAGAAUACCCGCCCAACUGCAGCGUACGCCAUCAACGGGAUUACCUCAAACUAUCAACUCGUGGAUGCAACAGCCUUCGCCUUCGUUAUCGUUACAAUCGCAAAUAACUCAACAAAAUCUCAGAUUACAAAAUUUGAAAAUAGAACGUGAUCGGUUGAAACUUAGACAGCAAGAAAUACGACAGCAUGAAAGUAUAAUGAAUAGAACGCGAACCGAUCCGUUUUUAACAGCUGCCGGAUUAAUGACAGCACCUGUUGAACAUUCUAGGCAAGAAUCAGCCGACAGCGGAUUAGGGUUGGGUAAUAAUUACUCGUUACCUCAUACCCCGGAAGAUUUCCUAGCUUCAAUCGAUGAUAAUAUGGAUGGUGUUAGUGAGGGCGGUCCUGCCGAUCUGUCAGGUUUAGAUUCUCAAGACAUUUCAUCCCUUAGCGAUAACAUCGAUUCAACCGAUGAUCUGGUACCUUCUUUACAAUUGGGAGAAGAAUUUACCAGUGAUAUGCUAAACGACGUGCAGACUUUAAUCAACAAUAAUCGGCCUGAUAACGUGCUUACAUGGUUGUGAUGAUUAUCCGUAGCAGAAACCACCUCAGAAUGUGUGUAAAAAUGAGAACAAAAAAUAUUGCAGCUGGUGUUUCUGCUCGUUGUUAUUUUAUUUUUCGUUUUUUACUUUUUUUUAUAUACGUUAUACCUAUGUGCGCGAAUUGCGAAAUUUUUUCUCAGCUCUUAGCGAAUUAUUUUCUUAUAAAUAAUUGUUAAUUGAGCGGUAUUUGUGUACCUAUUAUUGUACCGUAAUUCGUAAAUUAUCGCGUCAAUUUGAGAUAUUUUUCUUUCAAAUGCAGUUUCCAUCCGUCCUCUUGCUUCCCUCCCUCAGUUUUCCAUCCUUUUUCCCGAUCCCAUUACCUACUAUUUUACGUUGUAGAAAUACUACAAUGUAAAUAAUACGCGAUCCUUAGUGUAUGGUUAUGUACGAGAGGUAGCUAAAUAUUGGAAAUUUAACAUCGAUUGUGUGGAGUCGAGUUGAAAUUGUAUAUUGAAUUUUAUGCAGUGGCGUGGCCGAUUCUACAGGGGGUUGAAAAAGAGGACAGAAAGAUCCCCUCCCAGACAGGUUCAGUGAGACAGUCUGGAAAUUUUGAAAGAUAAGUUGAAAAUCAUGGGAAUGAAUUGAGCAAGGUGUCAUUUUCUGAGUAAAUUUUCAUAAAUUUUGGUAAUUUGAUCGAUUUUUUUGAAAAAUGAAAAAUUCUUACUGGGAAAAUUGAAUUUGGUAGCAAAAUAAUCGAAUCGAACUAUUUUUGUGAUUGUGGCAUGUGGCUUGUUGGAAUAUUCCCCCCCCCCUUUUCUUGAGAGAAAAAAAAUUGAACCCAAAAACCACGAGAGAAUAAAGUCAUAUAAAAGUUGAUUUAAAUCGUGAAUUACGAAUCACAUUACAUUUUUUUAUUUUGGAAAUCCCCUGAAAAUUAAUUCAAAUUGCACCCAUUUCUACCAAAAAUUCAUAUUCCAAUAUUCUUAUUUGUGAUUGGUGAAAAUUUUGAGCAUUUAUAACACACUAAUCCCCCCCCCCUCAGUUCUGUACCUUUUUCAACAUCUUAAGGGUUUGAAAAGAAAUUUUGGAUCCAUUCAGAGUCGAAAUUGGCCCAACGCCCAAAGCAAAAGUUAUACUUCUUCUCCUCAAAAAUUCACUUUCAAAAAAAAUAUUCUACAGAACUUUGAAAAACAAAUUUCAUUAAUUGUAAAAAAAAAAUUAAUUCAAAAUUGAACUUCUACAAAUUUUGAAAUUAAAAAAAUAUAUUUAUUUGAAAAAAAAAGGUCAAUAAAAGCAGACUGCCAGACUGUAUUUGUACCCACUUCCACUAGAAUAGAUUUAUUUGGAAAAUUGUUCUUAAGGAUCCCAAGUACAAUUAAUCUGAGUUUGCAGGGGUGACUAAAAUUUCAUUUGGACCAUUUUGGCAUCUACUUGGGGCUCCACAGCGACUCAAACCUGCCUACAAUAGAUUUGAAGGUCGAAAAUAAAAUGCUAACAGUUUUCUAUUAGGAUUAGAUCCAAUUUUGAUAUCAUUCAAAAGUCGAACUCAAAUUUUCAAAAUUUUUUUAAAUUGAAAAAAAUGAAAUUUAGCUCCUGCAAUUUGGCAUUACCACAGCCCAACAUUUUUUAGGCACUAUGUCCAAAACAAUUUCUCGAAAAUAGUUCAAAACUGUUCAAAAAAAUUUUUCGAGCCAUUUUUAAAGUUUUUACAUUUAUUAAAAAUUCAAAAUUAAGUAAGCAUAGGUAAAAAUCAAUCUAGAUGGUCGUAUCAAGUUAGAAGAACGGUACUCCUACUCCCUCUUCUUCCAUUAUUUCAUCAACAUUUUUUUGAAAAAUUGUUAUAUUUUGUCAAAAGGUUUGAAGAAAAUUUCUAAAAGGUCAAUGAUGUUUGGUUCAUAAUUUUUUUCAAAAAUUCUUGAAGUCUAUUCUGAAUUGAAAAAAGUCAGGUACAUGGGUUUUUGAGAGAGGGGAGAGGGGGCACUUUUUAGCCUUUGUAAAUUAUUUUUUGGAAUACGCAAUUGGGAAUUUUUUUGGAGCUUCGACUAAAAUUGUGAAUUUUUGCAUUUUUUGGAUUGAUAAUCUGAAAAACACUUAUUAUUAAAAACUAGAAAAUUUUUCAAAAUUUUAUGCAUGACGUCGCGUUGUUGAAAAAGCGAGGAAAAAUAAUGUAUUUCAUUUCAAAAUGAAACUCAAUAUUUGUAUUUUUUUACAAAAAUUUUUUGAAAAGCAACAAAUUUUCGACUCAAACACGUUCAUUUUUAUUUUCUUGGGUCCCAAAAAUAUCGCUUAUUGAGUUAUUCACCCCCUACCCCAUCAAAACAUUCGAUGCAAAUUAUUUCCUCAGCCUUCUACCUAUUUAUGGCCUAACUAAGUUUGAAAAUUCUGAAACAUUGAAUUUUUUUCACCUAUACCUGCAUUUGCAACCUUUUUUUUUUUUUUUUUUUGUACAAAUACUUUUUCAAAUAUUGCUUCUAUCGAAAACAAGUAUAGAAAAAAAAAACGUGUUUCCAUUUAAACUACCUAUUUAAAACAAAAAGAAUUUUUCCUCUUGAAUUUGAGAAAAAUUUCUCUGGUUCAAAAUUUCAUCAAAUAAAAUAUUACAACAUGCAAAUCUCUCUUCCCAACUCAAAACAUAUCAAUAUAAAAAUAACACCAUUAUUUUUUUUUCUCAAAAAUCACCUCUCGGCUGCGUCAUUGAUUUAAUGAACGAUCGAUCCAGAGGCCUGUACAAGCCCAACUCCUUCGUAUUCACUUGUCGAUAUUUUAUUUCAAAUUUUGUGAUAUAAGUUAAUGUAAGAUUUAUUUCAACGAUACCUAUUCAUUUUUUUAAUGUAAGAAAAAUAUUAUAGGAUAUUUUACUGUUUGAUACUAUGUCUUAUGUCUUCCAUUCAUUUAUUUGUGCUCUGUACAAAACAGUCAGACAACUUGAGAACCAAUUUGGUUUCUUAUUUUUAUACUUACAUGUAGUACGAGUACUAAUUCAACGAAUACUUUCAAAACUUGAAUAAUUUUUGAACAAUUUUUAGAGCUUCAUUAUCGAACUUACUUAAGAUACAUGAGAGUUAUUUUUCUAAGUGCAGAUAUUACUCAUAUUUUGUGUGUUUUUCUUUGUUUGUGUUUAUUUUUUGUUCGUUUGACCUAACGUUUACAAUACUACUAAUCCCGUCCAAUUUUAUGACAAUCGUAAAUAGAUGUUGUUAUUGUUUUUGA
Planococcus citri (citrus mealybug) is the source of this 4903-nucleotide messenger RNA. RefSeq names its product transcriptional coactivator yorkie-like. Gene Ontology annotation, molecular function: transcription coactivator activity; protein binding. Gene Ontology annotation, biological process: hippo signaling; positive regulation of transcription by RNA polymerase II. NCBI's taxonomy places the organism in Eukaryota, Metazoa, Arthropoda, Insecta, Hemiptera, Pseudococcidae. Gene Ontology annotation, cellular component: nucleus; cytoplasm. Bases 377 to 1735 code for a protein of 452 amino acids. The record is from RefSeq and is a predicted model, not a curated record. The transcript has 7 exons.